AUGGCCCCCAAGCUCAGCACUCUCCUGACUUCGCUGCUUGCAGCAGCAGCGCCUCUUACUGAUGCACUUGCCAUCAACAAGAUUGACCUGGCUUCAAAGAUCGAAGCAGCCGAAGCCUCGGUGGCUUCGGCCGUAGACCGUUUCGGUGGUGUACGCAUGAUGAACGCCGAUGCUACCAACGCUAUCGACGGCUCGUACAUCGUAGUCUACAGGAAGAACUGCACGGAUGAUGAGGUCAAUGCUCACGCCAUGGAAAUUACAAACUUUGUCAAGAAGCGAAACGUUGGCAAGCGGGCGCUCGAUGGAAGGCAGCUGUCCACUACCGUGAAGACCUGGACUAUGACAAGCUUGAAGGCUGUACAUUUCGAGACGGCCGACUUUGCUGCCAUGAGUCUCGGUUCCAACCCCAUGAUCGACUACGUCGAACCCGACAUGAAGGUCACCACUUUCGCCCUGCAGUCCCAGACCAACGCUCCCACUGGUCUGGUGCGUUUGUCGCAUGCCGCCACCUCUGGUAACUCCACUGCUGAGGGAUAUGUCUUCGACGACACGGCAGGCCAGGGCAUCACAGCUUACAUUGUUGAUACCGGUAUCCUCACCACCCACGAUGAGUACCAAGGACGUGCUACUCUGGGUUUCAACGCUGUCAAUAACGUGGACACCGACGAGAACGGCCACGGAUCUCAUGUUGCUGGUACCAUUGGCGGUGCUACCUUUGGUGUUGCCAAGAACGUUAAUUUGAUCGGCGUCAAGGUUCUCGACGCCGAUGGCAGUGGCACCAACUCUGGUGUCAUCGACGGUUUGAACUUCGUCGCCUCCGAUGCAAAGGCCAAGGGUCUUUCCGGUAAGGCCGUCAUGAACAUGUCCCUGGGUGGUUCCAAGUCCAACGCUGUGAACUCGGCUGUCGAGGCUAUUGCAUCAGCUGGCGUUGUUCCCGUUGUCGCUGCCGGAAACGAGAACCAAGAUGCCGCGAACACCAGCCCUGCUUCUGCUCCUGACGCCAUCACCGUUGGUGCUAUCGACCAGACUACCGACCGUAAGGCCAGCUUCAGCAACUUCGGUGCCAAUGUCGAUGUUUUCGGCCCUGGUGUCGAUGUGGAAAGUGUCGGUAUUACUAGCAACUCAGCAACUGAGACGCUGAGCGGUACUUCCAUGGCCUCCCCUCACAUUGCUGGUCUCGCUGCCUACAUUAUGUCUCUAGAGGGCAUCACCGACGUCACCGCCGUUUCGGACCGCAUCAAGGAGCUCGCUACUGCCUCGGGUGCUUCUGUCAAGAAGAACACCGCCAACACUACCAACCUCAUUGCCAACAAUGGCAACCUUUAG
Truncatella angustata is the source of this 1326-nucleotide messenger RNA. RefSeq names its product subtilase. The record is from RefSeq and is a predicted model, not a curated record. The transcript is spliced from 2 exons. Gene Ontology annotation, molecular function: serine-type endopeptidase activity. Lineage: Eukaryota; Fungi; Ascomycota; Sordariomycetes; Amphisphaeriales; Sporocadaceae. Gene Ontology annotation, biological process: proteolysis. Bases 1 to 1326 code for a protein of 441 amino acids.